AUGACGGAGAUGCGAGUGUUCUUGUUUGGGAACCAAGCAUUGGUCAAUCGUGCCCAGAUACAACAACAACUGGUCGAGAGUAGAGGCAACCCCUUCCUCGGCCUUCUUUUGCAGAGAUGCAGCGAUGCUCUCAGACAUGAAAUUUCCCAACUCUCCCCCUUGGAGCGAAAAAGCAUCCCAGCCUUUAAUACCAUCGACGAGCUCAAUGACCGUGCCAGCAACAGCGAUGCCCAUGAGGGGGUGCAGAACGCUCUAUUAUGUAUCUCCCAACUAGCGCGAUAUGUUGGGGGCAUCCGUGGUCGGGAUAGCAUGGGCUUGGAAUCGUGUGUUGUCGGUCUGUCCACUGGACUGCUGGCUGCAGCGGUGGUGGCCUUAUCACCAACAAUACCUGCUCUCAUGCCUUUGGCGGUGGAGGCCGUCUUGAUCGCUUUUCGACUUGGUCUGCACGUCAAGACCGCAGCCAGUAAUAUCGAGAUGUCGCCUGUUCAUGAUGAUGACUCCAGCUGGUCUUAUAUCGUCCCUGGAAAGACAAAGCCCGAAGCACAGGAUGCUUUGGACGAUUUUCAUCAAAAUAAGACGAUACCGCAGUCUCAUCGAGCAUAUGUUGCUGCCUUCAGUGCCGAUUCUGUGACGAUAAGCGGACCGCCAACAACAUUGAAGCAACUCUUUCAGACAUCUUCGGCGUUGACUUCGAAUCAUGCAGCGAUACCAGUCUACGGACCUUAUCAUGCACCACACCUACACAAAGGCGUCGACAUAGAUCAAAUCCUACACUCGAAAGACUCAAAGACUUCCGAUCUACUCUCCGCUUACAGUCUAGCCCUACCUUUGAUGUCGACAAGCAGCGGUGUAUGCUUCGACAGAAAUCUCGAUGCGCCAACACUGUUUACUGCUGUCAUUCGAGAUAUUCUGACGGAGACUCUCAGUAUUCAACGGAUUGUUGAUGGGUGCACCAAGUUGGCCACGGAAACGGACUGUGGGGAAUGCAACAUCAUCUCGUUCGGGCCUAGCAACUCGAAGAGUAUGUUCGCAAAAGCGAUGGAGUCCGAGAAGGACUUCAAAGUGACUCUACAUGAAGACCUGGCAGCCAAACUAUCCGAGGCGCCUUCAGCCUUCGGCGAUGCGCCAAGAACAUCGAAGAGACCAAAGCUUGCCAUUGUUGGUAUGGCGGGCAGGUUCCCUAACGCAGCCGACCAUGAAAAGUUUUGGGAUUUGCUUGAAGCUGGUCUGGAUGUUCACAAAAGGAUACCUAAGGAUCGAUUCAAUGUGGACACUCAUUAUGAUCCGACAGGCAAAAUCCGAAAUACAAGUCAUACCCCUUUUGGCUGCUUCAUCGACGAGCCUGGACUUUUCGAUCCUCGAUUCUUCAACAUGUCUCCUCGUGAGGCAACUCAAACAGAUCCGAUGCACCGCUUGGGUCUGGCAAGCGCAUACGAGGCCCUCGAAAUGGCCGGCUAUGUACCCAACAGAUCCCCAUCUACCAGGCUGGAGCGAAUUGGAACCUUUUACGGUCAGACGAGUGACGACUGGAGAGAAAUCAAUGAAGCGCAAGACAUUGAUACCUACUUUAUCACUGCCGGAGUCCGAGCAUUCGCACCUGGAAGGAUAAACUACUACUUCAAGUUCAGUGGUCCCAGCUUCAGCGUUGAUACCGCUUGUUCUUCCAGUGCCGCAGCUAUGCAGUUGGCAUGUACUUCUCUGUGGGCCGGUGAUUGUGACACCGCGGUCGCUGGCGGCCUCAACGUGAUGACCAACUCCGACAUUUUUGCUGGUCUCAGCCGAGGACAGUUUUUGUCCAAGACAGGCAACUGCCAGACUUUUGAUAACGAUGCAGAUGGCUAUUGCCGCGGUGACGGUAUUGGGACGGUGAUCCUGAAACGACUCGACGACGCCCUUGCCGACAAUGAUCGCAUCCUGGGUGUCAUUCUCGAGACUGCCACGAACCACUCCGCUAACGCAAUCUCCAUCACCCAUCCUCACGCACCCACGCAGGAAGUACUGUUCAAAAAGGUCAUGGAUGACGCUGGAAAAGACCCACACGAUGUGAACUACGUUGAAAUGCAUGGCACUGGUACACAAGCAGGGGACGGCACGGAAAUGCGCUCUGUCACCAACGUCUUUGCGCCUGCGUCUCGCACAGGCCAGAGGAAGAAGCCCCUUCAUCUUGGUUCCGUCAAGGCCAAUGUCGGUCACGGAGAGGCCGUAUCGGGCGUGACUGCCAUGAUCAAAUGCCUCCUCAUGCUGCAAAAGAACCAGAUCCCACCUCAUUGCGGGAUCAAGAAAACAAUCAACCAAAGCUUCCCCCAAGAUCUGAACGCACGCAAUGUGCAUAUUGCAUUCAAGCCGACGCCAUUAGCCUCAAGCGAUGGUUCCGCAAGGCUCAUCUUCGUCAAUAAUUUCAGUGCUGCUGGUGGCAAUACUGCUAUGCUCUUGGAGGACGCGCCGGCUCGGCCAGCUCUCAAAGACGACGGUCGCGGUGACCAUGUCAUCACAGUCUCAGCGAAAUCAAAGUCCGCCCUCCGUGCGAAUACCAAGAACCUCGUGCACUUCAUCAAGCACAACCCCUACACCCGUCUUCCGGACCUCUCAUAUACCACCACCGCUCGCCGCAUUCAGCACAACUAUCGCAUUGCCUUCGCUUGCGACAGCUUGAGCAAAGCAUCAGAGAUCUUAGCUUCAAAGCUUGACGAUGCAGUUGAGCCUGUAUCCAGCGUCUCUCCAACCAUCGCAUUCGCAUACACAGGUCAAGGCUCCCAUUACACAGCUUUGGGCAAACAGCUCUAUGACAUUUCGAAACACUUCCGCUCCGACAUCGAAAGCUUCGAUAACAUUACUCAAAACUUGGGCUUCCCAUCAUUCCUUUCUCUCCUGAGUGGCGACAUCGACGCCCAAGACUUGUCGCCGUUGAUUGUUCAAGUUGGUCUGAGCUGCAUACAGAUGGCCUUAACACGCCUGUGGGCAUCAUGGGGUGUCAAGCCAGACGUCGUCAUUGGCCACAGCUUGGGAGAAUAUGCUGCCCUCAACGCAGCAGGUGUUCUGUCCGUCUCGGAGACGAUCUACCUGGUCGGCGAGCGAGCGAAGCUUCUGCAAGAGAAGUGCACUGCCAAUUCACACGCUAUGCUCGCCACCAAGUCUGCCACCAGCUUGCUCAAAGAGUCAUUUGCCGACUACCCAGGCGUUGAGGUUGCCUGCGUCAACGGAGCCCGAGAGACUGUUCUCGGUGGCACCGUCAACGACAUUGACCAAGUCGCAGAGAAAUUGUCAAAUCAAGGUACCAAGUGCACCAAACUCAACACUCAAUUUGCCUUCCACUCAUCCCAGGUGGAUCCUAUCCUCGUCGACUUUGAGAACAAGGCCAAAUCCGUGACGUUCAACAAGCCGCAAAUUCCUGUCAUAUCGCCACUACUAUCGAGUGUCCUGAGUGAGAGUCACAGCAUUGACGAGCACUACCUGAGCAGGCAUGCUAGGGAGACAGUCAAUUUUGUCGGAGGCAUGGCGGCAGCUCAGCAGCUUGGUCUCAUCAACGAUCAGACUGUGUGGGUCGAGUUGGGCCCUCAUCCAGUCUGCAUGAGUUUUGUCAAGCAGGAGCUUGGUCAUGAUGUUCUCACCGCACCAUCGCUCCGCAAAGGCACAGCUCCUUACAAGACUCUCUCGGACAGCUUGGCGAUGCUGCAUACCAACGGAAUUUCCAUCGACUGGAACGAGUAUCACCGUGACUUCAUUGAGUGCGUCCAAAUGUUGGAUCUUCCGACAUACGCCUUUGAUAACAAGAAUUACUGGAUCCAGUAUACCGGGGACUGGAACUUGCACAAAGGCCAAGUCUUGGGGCUCGCGGCAUUGCCUGCGAUUGAAGCAGCACCAAAGUUAUCGACGACGACUGUUCACAAGGUCAUCUCAGAAGUCGUGGAGCAAGACAAGGCAACAGUCGUGAUCGAAUCGGACAUCUCUCGCCCGGAUCUGCUUGCUGCCAUAAGCGGCCACGUGGUGAAUGGCACCGCACUUUGUCCUUCAUCGAUUUACGGUGAUAUGGCAAUGACAGUGGCAGAACACUUGUACAAGCUUGUCCGACCGGAUACCGAGACCGUCCACAUGAAUGUCUGCCACAUGGAGGUAUUCAAGCCCUUCAUCGCAAAUGAUGGUGGCAAAGGCCAAACGCUUCGGUUGUCUGCCACUACACCGGACAUUACCACAGGUCGGGCAAAUCUUGUCUUUGCCAGCGGCACCGGUAAGAGCGAGACUCAACACGCCAAGUGUUUUGUCGAUUAUGGCUCAGGCACUGCAUGGCUUGCUGAAUGGCAACGAAACGCCUACCUCGUCAAGGGGCGCAUCGAAAGCCUGAAGAAGGACGCCUCUUCCGGGAAAGCUCAUCGCAUGCUUCGCGGAAUGGCCUACAAGCUCUUUGGGGCUUUCGUCGACUACGACUCCAAGUACAGAGGAAUGGAAGAAGUCAUCCUUGACAGCCCUGAGCUUGAGGCUACUGCUCACAUCGCCUUUCAAACCAAAGAGUCUGACGGGAACUUCGUAUGCAGCCCUUACUGGAUCGACAGUCUUUGUCAUCUUGCUGGCUUCAUCGUCAAUGCCAAUGAUGCCGUGGACUCCAGCAAACAGGUUUACGUUUCGCACGGAUGGGAGUCAAUGCGCUUUGCUGAGCCUAUCAAGGCCGACAAGACCUACCGUUCGUAUGUCAAGAUGCAGCCGCUGCCGGGCAACAUGAUAGCAGGUGACGUCUACAUCUUUGAUGGAGACAGGAUCAUUGGCAUGUGCGGAUCUUUGAAGUUCCAGUGCAUUCCACGCACACUACUCAACACCUUCCUCCCUCCCAGAGGUUUGGCCGUGCAGAAAGCCCCUGUCGCGGCGAAACCAGCUCCCAAAUCGAUCGCAGCGAAACCGGACAAAAAGUCCGCGCCGACAAAGGUGCAAAUGCCAAAGAAGGCAGGUCCUUCAGUCACGACCCAUGUCCUGAAUAUCAUCGCCUCGGAAGUCGGCAUACCCGUCGACGAGCUUGCCGAUGGAAUUGACUUUGCCAACAUGGGUGUCGACUCUUUGAUGUCACUUUCGAUCAGCGGCAGGAUACGUGAAGAACUGGAGAUUGAUGCACCGUCUUCGCUGUUCGUCGACUACCCAACCGUUGGCGCCCUCAAGGGUCAUCUGCUUCAGUUUGGUCCCUCCCAGAGCAUUGAGGCAGAACCGGAGUACUCAUCUGGCAGCACCACUCCAUCAUUAGACUCCGAUGAUAUGUCCUCGCAGGGGUCUGCCGCAACGCCCUUGUCCCCUCCGGAUUCGCCAGGUACCCCAUCGGACUCGGAUUCGUUGUCCAUGAUCAUUCGGCAAACGAUCUCGGAAGAGAUGGGUGUCGACAUUGCCGAACUCUCAGCCGCUGAUGACUUGAGUGCUCUGGGUAUGGACUCGCUGAUGAGUCUAUCCAUCCUGGGAAUGCUAAGGGAGAAGGCUGGCCUCUCCCUGCCAGCCGAUUUCUUGGUGGACAAUCAAACCAUCAAAGCCAUCGAGACAGCUCUCCAUAUCGGCCCUCCUCCACCAAAGCCCCAGGCAAGGUCUAGGCGACCAACCCCCGAACAGGAAGCACCCGUGAUGCAGCUGGCGAAACAAGUCAAGGCACCCACCAUGCGCACACCAAAAGCCAAGAAACCCUCCCUUCCGGACCGCUUCGCUAGCUCCGUUCUCCUCCAAGGCUCUCCCAAAACCGCCGAAAAGAGCUUCUGGCUCGUUCCUGACGGUGGAGGCGCACCCACUUCGUACGUCUUCCUCGGCGAGAUCUCCCCCAAACUCGCCGUCUGGGGCCUCACCUCUCCCUAUUGCAAGACACCCGAGGAAUACAUGUGCGGCGUCGUCGGCAUCGCGACCAAGUUUAUCCAGGAAAUCAAGCGACGCCAACCCAAGGGACCUUAUCACAUCGGAGGCUGGUCCGCUGGCGGGGUCAUCUCCUUUGAGACCGUGCGCCAAUUAGUUGAUAUGGGUGACGUGGUCGAAACGCUCGUCUUCAUCGACACGCCCUGCCCAUUGAUCAUCGAACCUUUACCCGGAACCCUGCACCGCUUCUUCGGCUCCAUCGGUCUUCUCGGGGAAGGCGACGGCGCAAUCGAUCGUCUCCCACCCUGGCUCCUUCCCCAUUUCGCAGCCUCCGUCCACGCUCUUUCCACCUACGACGCCGCGCCCAUCCCCAUGGAAAAAUGCCCCAAAGUCAUGGCCAUCUGGUGCGAAGACGGCGUGUGCAAGGAGGAAAGCGACCCGAGGCCGGACCCUUACCCGUACGGACACGCGCAAUGGCUGCUGGAGAACAGGACCGAUUUCGGAACGAAUCUUUGGGAGGAAUUCUUGGACGAAAAGAAGAUCAUGUGUCGGCAGAUGGCCGGGAAUCACUUCAGCAUGAUGAAAGCGCCGUAUGUGGAUCGUUUGACCGAGUUCUUGCGCGAGGCCUUGGCUUGA
Messenger RNA from Letharia lupina, 6444 nucleotides. RefSeq lists its product as uncharacterized. Lineage: Eukaryota; Fungi; Ascomycota; Lecanoromycetes; Lecanorales; Parmeliaceae. The coding region runs from base 1 to 6444 and encodes 2147 amino acids. The transcript is spliced from 6 exons. The record is from RefSeq and is a predicted model, not a curated record. Gene Ontology annotation, molecular function: phosphopantetheine binding; fatty acid synthase activity; 3-oxoacyl-[acyl-carrier-protein] synthase activity. Gene Ontology annotation, biological process: fatty acid biosynthetic process.